AUGGCGCUUUUGACAACUGUCGGCAGCUUUAUGCAGAAGGGAGGCCGCCUGUGGGAAGCUUACUCCAACCUCCUCAACACUCAAGCCGCGGUCAUGGCCUUGAACUCCAGCUUCGAGGACCCCUUCUAUCAGUACGAGCAGCAGGUGAAGCUCCUGGAAUCUUCCUUCCGAGACAUCUUCGUCAAGUCCAAUCUGAAGGUGACAGAGACCAUGGCCACCAAGGAGGACAAGGAGGACAUGGAGAUUUUGUAUGGGACGAUUCUCAACAUCUUUGAGGACAUACUUCUGAUCCUAGUGUCGAAGGACCUCUACAAGCUGCAGAUCCUGAAGGAAAUGAUCCUCUGGAUGUCCAGGGAUGACAGCUCCCAGAAGGAGGAUCCCAUGGCCAUCAUCAGCAGGGUCCUCAACUUCGCCUCCAAGAAGGUCGUAGGUCAAACCACCAUCGACGCCCCCUGUCUGGGGGUCCUGGCAGCUGAGCUGUCACUGCUGGGCUUCCACUCGAACGUGAUGGUGACCCAGCAGGCGUCUCUCGGGCUCUACCACCUGCUUUGCAUCGGCAAGUGCCACACCGAGCUGGAAUUCCAUCCUAACUCCUUAUAUCAAGACAAAAGUAAAAUUGCCGAGGCUAUAGGACAGACGCUGGCGCCGAACUUGCUGACGGACUUCGUGUGGACGCUCCUGUUGAAACUUUCCCACUCGAAAGAGGCCAUCUCCCGGGAGGCGGCCAGCAUUCUGCUGCUGACCCUGGACAAGUACUCCCACAAAGUCCUCAUGGUGGCCAGGAUCGUGGACACGCUCUACAACCAGCUGUUCGAGACGUCCUCGACCCUCCUGAAGGACGCCAUGCUCCAGGUCAUCACCCUGCUGACACGCACCUCGCCCAAGAAGAUCAUCUUCAAGCUGAUGGAUUGGCCAGUCCCCGCGGACAAGACCCUGAUCAUGAUGUGGCAGGCGGCGGGCUCCGAGGCCAGCACGGCGGCCCAGGUCCUCAAGACCAUCCUGCUGAUCCUCAAGGGCAAGCCCGGGGAACUGCAGGAUAGCAUGCUGGAGAAGAGACGCUUCUCCAUCGACACCAGCAACAUGAUGCCAGUGACGGCAUGCCAGGCCCUGUGCACGCUGCUGCCCGUGGCCUCCUACAAGAAGGCGGUGGCGCAGCUGUUCCCCGAGCUCCUCAUGGCCGUCCUGCUCCAGAUCUACUAUGACAGCGAGCUGAAGCUGUCCAAAGACCAGAAACCCAGCUACGCGCAGGAGGCGCUCAGGGUCCUCCUGAAUUGCUCCGGGCUCCAGGAGGUGGAAGUGAGCCUGAAGAAGAAGAACUGCUGGAUCCAGUUCUCCGAGGUCAUGUACCACCACCACGGGGUCUACCUGGUGGCCAAGACACUCAGCGAGUAUAACUUCCCCCAGUUCCCACAGACCUUGUACUAUCUCUACAAGACCUCCGUGGAAGGUACCAGAAGGGCAGAAGAUACCGUCAUCACAAUGACCUUCCUUACGGAACUCCUGAAUAACUACUUCAAGGACCCAUUCCCAGAGGAAUUUCUGGUCCUCUACCGGAACUGGAUGGGAGACCCCAGCCCCGUCGUGUGUAUGCUAAGCCUUCAGAAAAUCGGCAGCAUGGCGUCAUUCAUCAAUGAGGUAGAAAAUGUCCACGACCUGCUGAUGUCCACCCUGGGCACCUUCUUUUCCAAACACAAGUCGGUCAGUCUCCGAGGCAUGCUCACCCUCCGCCGACUUUUAAGCAAGCUGGACAGAGUCACCUAUUCCUCCAUGUGUAUCAAGAUUGCGCCUAACUACUAUCCUCUGAUGAGACACAGGAGCACUGGCAUCCGGAGCAUGGCCAUCCAGCAUCUGGGGGACCUGCUUCUGGAGAUGAGCCAGUACAACUGGAUGCUCAACAACGUGGUCCUGGACGGGCUGGUACCUGUGGUCCUCUUCCUGGAGGACACCGAGAUCGAGGUGGUCCGAGCCUGCAAGUUCACCCUGCGGAACUGCGCCCAGGCCAUGCACUGGACCCUGGGCGACGUGCUCGAGGACGAACACUACGAUUACCAGCUGGUGGUGCUCACCGUCUGCAACAACUGCCUGGUUUCCAAGAGUAGUUACAUCACCAACAUGAUCGGAGAGACACUGGGCUUCAUGGGGAGCCCCCGUGACUACCUAAAGAAGGCGUCCAUCAUCCUCUUGGGGUACCUGGCCAAGCUGGGAAGCCACUUGCUGCUGAAAGACGAAAUGGAAGUCAUGCUGGAGGCCGUGGACCGGCUGCUCUGGGACCAGAACCCCGCCGUCCGGAACCUGGCCGAGCAGACCCAUAGCAUCUUCCAGGAGAUCUCCCACAAGAUCUCGUCCGGCUUCAAGCAGAACAUCCGCCGGCUGUUCAAUGUCAUCUACGUCAAGAAGCUGAAGCUACUGUACAAUGUGCCCGUCGAGGACCGCCCCGAGGGCAGGGAGGCCCCCACCAAAAAGAUCUCGGAGGAGGAGAUGGAAGGGGACUUGAUCCCCAACCUCUGGGGCUCGGCCUUCUUCCAGCCUCUGGCAGCCCCUGAGACCGGGGCAUUGGGGGAUGCUGGACUGUCCCUCACUUCUCUCCUCCCCGACUGA
This is a messenger RNA of Sorex fumeus (smoky shrew), 2598 nucleotides long. RefSeq names its product maestro heat like repeat family member 9 (gene MROH9). Lineage: Eukaryota; Metazoa; Chordata; Mammalia; Eulipotyphla; Soricidae. The record is from RefSeq and is a predicted model, not a curated record. The transcript has 20 exons. Gene Ontology annotation, cellular component: cytoplasm. The coding region runs from base 1 to 2598 and encodes 865 amino acids.